Messenger RNA from Carassius gibelio (silver crucian carp), 5075 nucleotides. RefSeq names its product E3 ubiquitin-protein ligase RNF165-like. The coding region runs from base 213 to 1148 and encodes 311 amino acids. The transcript has 8 exons. NCBI's taxonomy places the organism in Eukaryota, Metazoa, Chordata, Actinopteri, Cypriniformes, Cyprinidae. The record is from RefSeq and is a predicted model, not a curated record. Gene Ontology annotation, molecular function: ubiquitin protein ligase activity; zinc ion binding.
UCAAAACCCCCUACAGCUAAUUCACAAAAGACUCGCCGCAGUGCCGAGCGCUCUGAUUGGCUGAGGCCGGAGCCACAGGAAGCGGCGCAGGGCUCGCUGAUUGGCUGCCGAUCUCUUUGUGUGCGUGCAGCUGGCGUCUGGGCUGCAUUUUGAAUGGUCUCGUAUUGGAAGGCGAAGGUGUCCAUGGGCAGCACAGCAACAAAGGAGCCAGGAUGGUGUUAGUGCACGUCGGAUAUCUGGUCCUUCCCGUCUUCGGUUCGGUCAGAAGUAGAGGAGCACAUUUUAGCAGGCACCAGCAUAGUCAUGCUACCUCCUGCCGGCAUUUCCACCUGGCUGCUACAGCAACACCGCUGCCUGCUGAGUUCCCGCCCCCUCCCCUCGCCCCGCCUCAGUACCAGGAAGUCCCGCCCCCUUUCUUACCUCAGGCCUUACAGCAGCAAUACCUCAUCCAGCAACAGCUACUGCAGCGCAGACGCACACAGGAGCGAGUCCCGCUGAACACACAUCGGUUACGCCCAGGAUAUGAAUAUGCUCCGCCCCUCCAUGUCCCUCAGCCAAUCCCACAGCAGCCCAGAUACCUGGCCGAAGGCACUGAUUGGGACCUAAGCGUGGACGCAGGAGUGCCAUAUCAGUAUCCUCUGCAGCAGAUCCCUCAACCCUACCAGCAUUACCUGGCCUCUCCCAGAAUGCACCACCUCCCCAGGAACACCUCCUCCACCCAAGUGGUUGUCCAUGAGAUCAGGAACUAUCCGUAUCCACAGCUCCACCUGCUGGCACUGCAGAGCUUGAGUCCCAGCAGACACUCAUCAGCUGUUCGAGAGAGCUACGAGGAGCUGCUACAGCUGGAGGAUCGACUGGGAAGCGUCAACAGAGGGGCCAUACAGACCACCAUAGAGAGAUUCACCUUCCCACACAAAUACAAGAAGCGGAAGCCGCUGGAGCUGAAGUUAUAUGAGAGUGAGGAAGAGUCAGAUGUGGAUGAGAAAUGCACCAUUUGCCUCUCCAUGCUGGAGGAUGGAGAAGAUGUCAGACGGUUACCCUGUAUGCAUUUGUUCCAUCAGGUGUGUGUGGAUCAGUGGCUGGCCACCAGUAGGAAGUGUCCCAUCUGCAGAGUGGACAUCCAAACACAGCUCACCCCUGAGAGCUGAAACGCACCCGGCGAAACAACACGCAUUAAAAAAUAACUCUCAUUCACACACAUGCUCUAUUUCACUCUUAUACAUCCACACACAAACACACACACACACACACUGUAUAUUAUCUACAUACGUGUAUGAUGAGCCAUCCAACACACACUAAACACACACUCACACGCUUUACUGAGCCAAUGACAAUAACUGACACUACACACACACACACACACACACACACACACACACACACACGUGCUGGUAGAAACUAAAAAGGGUCUGUUGCGAGGAUUGAUUCUGUCUGUAGGGAAAUGGUGUGUGUCCGUAGCAUAUGUGUGUGUAUUUGUGCAAUUCCUUAAGCCAUGAACUUUACUAAAGACCCUCAGCUUGCAUACAAUACACACACACUCACACACUUACAUGUUACAUUUAAUCUAUACAUGGCGGAUAAGACACUGUCAAAUCUAGCUGCUGGAGUGUGUGUGUGUGUGUCCACUGUAUUUCUGAUCUGCAAUACUGCUUUAGUCUUACACACUGGAGCUACUUCGGCUUGAGUGUGUGCAUUUGUGCGCUUGUUCACCAUUUUGGUGCGUGUAUGUGUGUUAAUAUUUUCAUGGUUAAUCAGCGCACGAUGGUGCAUGUAGAGAAGCCAAAAAAGAACACGCAACAACAAGAAAAAACACAAAAGCAACUCAUUUCCGAGACAGCAGGAGGAGGGCUGUUGUCUUACAAAAAAAAAUAAAAAAUACGCGGAAAAUGUCGUGAUUGGUGGACUCGUGUAGAUAGGCGCAGUAGUAGUUGCAUGCAUCUGUGCUUGGGUUGUUGUUUCAAGGUACACCUGGAAGAGUGCGUAGGCGUGUGCGCGUGAAUGCAUGGAUGUGUAUUAGCUCCUUUAAGCUGUGACGAUCCGUAACAUUAUCAGACUCAUGUAGCGCGUGUGUGUGCGUGUUUGUGUGCGCGAAAGAGACCCUGCCAUGACCUUUGACCCUAAAUGCCUACUGAAAAAAAGCACAUGUGAGCAUAGCUAAAGUGCCCGGCCUCACUCUGGUGCUGCGCUGCCAUGAUUACUGUAUUUAUUAUUGGUAUUUAAAACAUGCAGUAUUUGGAGGGGGCGGGGCUUGUGUGUGUCCAACGGUGUUCUUGUGUGACAGGUCUCCCCUCGUGGUUGCUAUGCUGGUUGCUAUGCUGUAUUGCUAGAACUACAAUGUAGAAUGUGGUGUGAUAGAGGACCGUCCGCCAACAGCACACAAGCAGGUCGAGACGGACGAGCGCCACGCCGGAAUUAUUCGUAUUUGGCCCGAAACAUACGCAGGUAGUUUUCUGUUUCAGCUCAAAUUUCAUGAAUCUUGCUGAGCAAGUUAAUGUUGACAUGUUUACAGCUAGCUACACAAACAAUAGCACAUCCGGUUUAAUGGUGCACAAGUUUGAACACUGGCGCCCUCUUGAGCACUGAAGUUUGCAAAAAUGCACAUUAUGCAAUGCGUAUGUUUCUGGCCUUCGUUGUUUAUAGUUUUAAACACUUCCAGUUUAAUUUGAACAACUUGCAACAAGGAUAUUCCUUUUAUAUGGAUUGUGUUUCCCCGAAAAAAUGUCUGGUUCAAUUUUGCUUUAUGUAAAUUUGGCAGAUUUCAGGGUGUGUUCAAAAUCUAACAAUCUACCCUGUAUAAGCAUUCAACUAUGGAAGCUUGUUUACACUAUUGGAUAACCAAAUAUAUAUAUAUAUAUAAAAAUUCAUUUUUAUUCUGUAAUUCGGAUAUUUUUUGCACAACUCUGAGAAAAAAACUUCAAAGUCAAAAUUGUGAAAUAAAAAACUGCUCCUUGUUUUAUUAUUUAUUCCUUGCUGAAGCAAACAAAAAAAAAUGUAAACACAGAAUUCAGAGAUAGAAUUGCAAUAUGUAAACUCGGAAUUGGCAGAGAAAAUCAUAAAUCAUAUGAUUUUGCCCGCAUUCACCAAUUUUCGAUAACAAAAUACAUUCUGAGAUUGCUUUAAUAAAGCAUACAUUUUAUUUUUUGUUGCAUUUUGCUUCAUUGUGACCCAAAGCUAAAUAAAAAAACAUUUAAGUUCAUAACGAAGCUGUAUUCGUUUCAGCCAAUGAGCUUCAUUUUUGCCUGUGUUGGCUCCUCCCCCCGGUGUUCUGUGUGUUGAUUGGCGGAUGAUGGCUUGUGUUGAUCGUUACACAGGGUUAUGUCCGUUGAAAUGCCUUAAGUAUUUAACAAUCAUAAUUUAUUACUAACUGUAGAUAUCGUGGGUACGUAUUUAAUUUUGUAUAGUUUCAUUUUUUUGCAAUGGAAUCAUAUUUUAUUUAUUUAGAAAUAACACAAAAUGAUUAAACUCUUACCUCAUGUUUGAGUUGGUUUGCGGGAAUGCUUCGCAUGCGGUUGGUCGUGUUCGUGUGUGUUUCUCCCUUUGGUGCUGUGACCUUACUGACAUUCCGCUUGCUGAUUGGUCAGACAUGGCAGCGGAGUGGGAGUAUUAUGGGUUUUGAUUCGCUGUCCUGUUUGCACUCUUAGUUUUCCAAGGCCACCCUCUCACUGGCAUCAUUUUACCACUCUGGCGACCUUUGCAACACAAUCUUCCUCUCUUUCUCUUUCUCUACUCUUCUCUCUGGAAGUCUUUCUUAAUGUUUACAUGAUCUAUACCUCUCUCGUCUCAUGUCUGUCUACAGUCUCUCUUUCUCUGUUUAACAUUUUCACUCUUGUUAAUGUUUACAUCCUCUACUUGCUUGCUUUCUCUUUCCUCGUGCUUUUUUUCUUUAACAGUCUUAAAUUCUUAAUUUUUACAUUCUCUCUCUUUCUAAGGGUGUGUUCGAAAUCUAGCGAGCUGCACUACAUAGGAAGUUACCUUAUAAGGCAGCAUACUAACUAAAAAGAAACCUUUUAAGUGACUGAUUUCAAACAAAGUACAGAGACAGCGACACUUAUACAAAGUGCACAAGAGAUCUGAUCUCAGAUAUACAGGGGGAAAUAAUGGUGUAGAAAUUACUUUCAAAAUGCAAAGAAACCGCAAUUGCCACAUUGAAUUAAACAUGAAAUAUUUAAGGAAAAAUAAAUUAUUUUGUUGUAAUGCAUACUUAAUAUAUAUAAUAAUAUUUAUAAUUUUGCUCGCAUUCUCCACCAGCUUUUGUGACAGUAACUGCAUAGGGCACUGCAUAUGCUACUGUCUCGUCUAAGUAGGAUACUCACUAGAUUUUGAAACAAGCUCAUUUUUUCUCAAUCUUUCAUUUCUAUUUCUGUUUCAUCUCUGUUAUUGGUUAUUGGGCAUGUGAAUCGUCUUUCCUCUGUCCUAGUUUAUUUUGCCAGUCUCUCUCUCUCUCUCUCUCUCUCUCUCUCUCUCUCUCUCUCUCUCUCCCUGUCUCAUGGCAGGGUCAGGACUAACAGAGUAUGAUAAAGCACAACAGAUUUAAAAUGCAUGUUUUUCUCAGGUUUGAAUAUAUACAUGACUAAACAGAAAUAUACAGCUACAUAGAGAAAAUAAAAACUAGUGCAGAUGUUCUACUAAUGAUAUUAGAAGAUAGAUUUUUUUUUUUGCUGCUGCUGCUUGCAUUUGAAAAACAAACAAAACAAAACACAAAAAAAGACAUUAAUAAUAAUAAUGUUGUCCUAAAAGUGCCAGUGACAGGGGUGCCGCGUGCUGUGGGUGUUUUUUCACUAGCGGAUUUUCUAGCAGAAUAUAGACUAUUUAUCAUUCAUAUUAAAGCAAUAGCGCCUCCUGCUGGUGUGACUGCUAGUACGUAACUGGUCGAGUAAAUAAAGUCUGUGUAAAAUGUUAGAAUUCUCUUUUGGUGGAAUUUUUGUACCUUAUUUAUUACUACUACUAAUGAUGAAUUUAAAAGUGGCAUCGCUAAAAUGUUUUUGGUUUCGUUUUCAUUUUGUUUAAUUUCAAAGCUUGUACAUUAUCCUUUUUGUAUGUGCUCAUUUUGUAAUAAAAAUGUUGAAAUGCUUAAA